AUGGGCCAUAGGGGGCUUUGCCCUUCGCUUCUACAUGAAGGAUGUGCUGGACUAGAUGGUGCUACCGUGGGACGGCUAACAACAGCCGCGGGGCUUCCAUGGAAUAUGAAGCCCUUCAUGGGCAUGCUGUCCGAUGGUGUUGCCUUCUGCGGCUACCACCGCCGAUCCUACAUCGUCCUUGCUGCAGCUGGUGGCUUCGCCUCGUAUGUCUUGCUCGGGACCUUGGCAUUGCCAGCUGCAGCGCUGGUUGUUGUGAUGAUUGCGAUGAAUCUCUCAGUCUCCACGACGGACGUCAUCGUGGAUGGUAAGGGUGCCGAACUCUCGCGCCAAGUGCCGCAUCACGCGUCUGAUCUGCAGUCCCUCUUCGCGGUUGUCGGUGCGUUCUUCAGUCUGGUGUCUUCGAGCUUGAAGGGAUCCCUCAUCGAAUGGUUUUCGCCCCAGACGGUGCUGCUGAGCUUGACGGCUUGCUCAGUCAGCCUGCUUCUACCUGCUCUCUGGGGCUGGCUGCCCGAAGAAAGGAUUCCGCAUGCACGAUGUGUCGUAAAGCUGGACCAGUUCCGGAAGCACCCGUCAGUGUCUAUGGUCGCUGUGCUGUUGACCCUCGUUUCUACCUGUUUGUCCUCCGUGCAGGUGCUGGUUCCCAACAAGCAAGCAAGAGCUGCGGUCACGGUGCUUUGUGCUGCCGCCGUGGCCACGCAGUCUUAUCGGGCAUUGAAGCAGAUCAUGCCAUACUUGGGCAGGACUGCGCUUUUCAUCUUCCUCAGGCAGAGCUUGCAAGUUGGCCUUGGGUGA
Messenger RNA from Symbiodinium sp. CCMP2456, 792 nucleotides. Lineage: Eukaryota; Dinophyceae; Suessiales; Symbiodiniaceae. The record is from the annotation of a GenBank genome assembly.